AUGAAAGCGCUCGUUGCUUCGAAUGUGGACCGUGUUGCAGAUGUUGCUCCAAUAUGCAACCUGUUGCGAUUAAUGCGAAUCGUAGCCGGGCUCCGUCGUAUUAUCGUAGAGGCCGAUGUUCGCAGUAUUGGCCUCGACAUAUCAGUGCCGUUGCGCACGCAUCGGUCAUGGCAUGGUGGCGACGGAACAUUUCACGUUAGUUGAAC
Molecule: messenger RNA, 206 nt
Organism: Cylicostephanus goldi
Lineage: Eukaryota; Metazoa; Nematoda; Chromadorea; Rhabditida; Strongylidae
Source: the annotation of a GenBank genome assembly